Molecule: messenger RNA, 180 nt
Organism: Puccinia triticina
Lineage: Eukaryota; Fungi; Basidiomycota; Pucciniomycetes; Pucciniales; Pucciniaceae
Exons: 3
Coding region: 1-180 (59 amino acids)
Source: RefSeq, a predicted model, not a curated record
AUGCUCUUUGCGUGCUACAACGACUUUAACUGCAACUUCUGGAACACGCUGAAGGGCAAAAGAUAUGCUCAAGGUCCGGACAUGAACAAACACAUCCGUAUUCAAGCCGGGGGUGGCACAGACUCCUGGUACCCCAACCACUCCCAAGCCGAUAUCCUUGGCUCGCAAGUUAACCUUUAA